UUGAGAAAAGGGUUCUAACGGGUAGUUUAGUUUGCUGAUGAGUGAUGAGUUUGAAUCAGAUUCUUUUGUUUACUCAUUGUAAUAGUCGUUGGCGUUGGAACUGAUAAGUAAGAUUAAAGUUCGGAACUUUUUGAGAGUGUAAUGAGUUUGAAUUUGGCAAAUCCUUUAUGGGUCCCUGUAAAAGCUUUGCUAUGUAGAACAAUCAAGAGAAGGAGACUUUUCACUACCGCUGCUAUAACAAGUUCAGCCAACAAGGGGGAGAAGGAUGAGAGCGAUGAGAUCUUGGUUGUUGUUGGUGGUGGAGCAGCUGGAGUUUAUGGAGCAAUCAGGGCUAAGACUCUCUCACCUGAUUUGAGAGUUUUGGUUAUUGAAAAAGGGAGAUUUCUCUCCAAGGUUAAGAUUUCUGGUGGUGGUCGAUGUAAUGUGACAAAUGGGCAUUGCAAUGAUACUAGUAAUUUGGCAGGGCAUUAUCCUCGUGGUCAUAAAGAGCUUAAAGGUUCUUUCUUUUACACACAUGGACCUGCUGAUACUAUGUCAUGGUUUUCUGAGCAUGGAGUCCCACUAAAGACUGAAGAUGAUGGAAGAGUAUUCCCUGUCAGUGAUAGUUCAUCUUCUGUAAUUGACUGUCUCUUAAAUGAAGCAAAUGUUAGAGGAGUUAGGCUUGAGAGAGGUAAGUCUGUGUUGGCUGCUUCUACUAAACCAGAUGGAAAGUUCCUUGUUAAAGUUGGGAAACAAACUGCUGACACGUCUGAAUCUAUCGAAGCUUCUUAUCUUCUGAUUGCAACUGGAAGUAGCCAACAGGGUCACUCUUUAGCCACUCGAUUUGGUCAUUCCAUUGUAGAUCCAGUACCGAGCUUAUUCACUUUUAAGAUCAAUGAUCCAUUGCUGAGUGAGUUAGCAGGGAUUAGUUUCUCCAAAGUCCAAGCCAGACUGAAAUUAGAUCAUCCACUCCCGGAUUUGUCUAACCUUGUGCAGAUUGGUCCAAUGCUUGUGACACAUUGGGGACUUAGUGGACCGGUUAUUCUUCGACUCUCUGCAUGGGGUGCACGACAUCUCUUCAGUUCUAAGUACAAAGGGCAUCUUAUUGUCGAUUUCAUUCCGGAUAUAAACAUUGAAACUGCCAAAUCUGUACUCAAACAACACAAGCAGCAGUUUUCAAAGCACAAGGUAUCCAAUUCCUUUCCUCCUCAAUUUGCCCUUGUCAACAGAUUCUGGAGAUACAUUCUAGACCGCGAGGGUUCUUCAAAAGACACUUUGUGGGCCUCAGUUUCAAAUAACUCCUUGAGCUCUAUUUCUUAUAUUCUUAAACAUUGUACAUUUCAAGUAACCGGAAAGGGUCAAUACAAAGAUGAGUUUGUGACAGCAGGAGGAGUUCCUUUAUCCGAGGUAUCUUUGAAGACAAUGGAGAGCAAAUUUCUUCCAAAUCUUUUCUUUGCGGGAGAGGUACUAAAUGUAGAUGGAGUUACCGGAGGCUUCAAUUUCCAGAACGCUUGGUCAGGUGGAUAUAUCGCAGGGACACACAUCGGCAAAUUAGCAGCAUCUAGGAACAACAGAAGAAGCUCUACAGAAAGAAAAGUAAUGAUAGGAUCGUAAUUUUCUUAGGGUGGUCCUCAACUUAAAUAAUCCAAUUCGUGGAAAACUCAAACGCGCCAGAGACUCGAGAGCCAUCCAAUUCAUUAUUUGACACGGUUUAUAAUUGGAACCAACGUCGAAAGAGGCAAAAAAAGUGAAACACGAAAGACUUUAUAAUAUAUUAUAGAAGACUUUGUAAAGGUUA
Messenger RNA from Camelina sativa (false flax), 1777 nucleotides. RefSeq lists its product as uncharacterized. The record is from RefSeq and is a predicted model, not a curated record. NCBI's taxonomy places the organism in Eukaryota, Viridiplantae, Streptophyta, Magnoliopsida, Brassicales, Brassicaceae.